AUGGUCGGUCCGGGUGCUACGGAGACGGUUAUUGAUCUUGACGAAGGCGUGGAAAACAGAAAUGGUACGCUUAUUUGUCGUGGAGGAAUGGGGUCGGGAAUUGGACCUGGUCCUUUGCCUCAUAGCAGGUAG
Messenger RNA from Sordaria macrospora k-hell, 132 nucleotides. RefSeq lists its product as uncharacterized. The record is from RefSeq and is a predicted model, not a curated record. Lineage: Eukaryota; Fungi; Ascomycota; Sordariomycetes; Sordariales; Sordariaceae.